AUGGUUACUGUUGCAGUUGCAGGCGGUACAGGCAAGGUCGGCCGAACUCUCGUGGAGGCUAUUGUUGCUGCAGGAGAACAUAAAGUUGUUAUCCUCAGUCGAGAGGAAAACAAGGCACUAGAAGAAGAGAUUGGAGCUCCUGUCUUGGCCGUGGAUAUUCACAAUAUCGAUGCCCUGACUCAGCUCUUUGAAAAGCACAAUAUACACACAGUCAUUUCGACACUUGGCAUGAACGGACCUGAGCCUAUCGAAAUUGAUAUUAUCCGUGCGUCAGAAGCAUCCCAGGCAACAAAACGAUUCAUCUCAAGUGAUUGGGGUCUUCCCCAUACAGAAGAGCAUGCAGCUCAAGCUAAUUCAGCAAGCAACAAACUCCGUGCUCAAGAUGAGCUACGCAAGACAAAUCUCGAAUGGACCUCCAUCCAUAUCGGCUUCUUUCUCGAUUUCUGGGGCUCCCCUAAAUCAGCAGCGAAAUCGAACUUGCACACUCCUUCAACCUUUGUCGAUAUCAAACAUCGAGCUGCUGCCAUCCCAGGAUCUGGAGACGUUCCCGUUACGUUUACGUAUAGUCGAGAUGUAGCCAAGUUUGUUGCUGCACUUCUCGACCUUGAUAAAUGGGACGAAGCAACGUAUAUCAUUGGUGACAAAGUCACGUUCAAUGAGUUGGUAAAGAUUGCAGAAGAAGCUACAGGUGACAAGUUCAACGUUGUUUAUGAUAGUGUUGAGACGCUGGAGAAGGGAGAGUUGAGUGAGCUGCCAGGCCAUGAGGCGAUGUUUGCCAACAUUCCUGCUCCCAAGGCUGUCAUGAAAAAGGUGAUGUCUGCCUAUGGUUUGUGGGCAGAGACUGGUGGCUUCAACUUGGAUGAGAGCAAGGCUCUGAACAAGGCCUUCCCUGAUAUCAAGCCCAUUACUGUUCGGGAAUUUCUGGAAGAUGCUUGGGGUAACGAGAAGAAAUAG
Fusarium proliferatum ET1 is the source of this 954-nucleotide messenger RNA. RefSeq lists its product as uncharacterized. The record is from RefSeq and is a predicted model, not a curated record. Bases 1 to 954 code for a protein of 317 amino acids. NCBI's taxonomy places the organism in Eukaryota, Fungi, Ascomycota, Sordariomycetes, Hypocreales, Nectriaceae. The transcript is spliced from 4 exons.